AGUGACCCAAGUCCAAGCCUAAACCCCUCCGCCCAUUCCAUCACCAUCCCCAUAAAUUCUUUGUCGCCCAGAACUUCAGCUUGAUCUAUAUUCCAUUCUUACAUACUCAACAAAUAACCCUUCUUCCACGUCGUCACAUCGAGUCAAACCUCGCUCUAAAACACACAUCUUCUUUCGACAAAACUUCAUAUCUUCAAAAUGGAUGACUGGGAUACCACCACCAAGAUUGGUAGCCGCACCCGUGGCUCCGGCGCUGCCCAGCGAGAGACUGUUGUUCGAGGAAAGGCUGCUCUGAACGCUGCCCAACGGGCUGGCGGCCUCACUACCGAGAAGAAGUACUCUUCUGCCAAUGCCGGUUCUGCACCAGAGGGUCAGCGUAUGACAAAAGUCGAUCGAUCCGACGACAUCAUCAAGCCAAACACCAUCGGCAAGACUGUUGGCGAUGUUAUCUCCAAGGCUCGUCAGCAAGUUGAGCCCAAGAUGACACAGAAGGAUCUUGCUACUCGAUGCAACACCACCCAGGCUAUCGUCGCCGACUUCGAGCGAGGCACUGCCGCCCCCGAUCAGAAGGUGCUCGGCGCCAUGGAGCGAGUGCUCAAUGUCAAGUUGCGAGGCAGCGACAUUGGCGCUCCCAAGUUCCCCAACAAGAAGAAAUGAGCAAUUGCGUCCAAUGCUUAGACAAAAGAAUUUGUAAGAGGGCUUCAGAGCCGAGUCGAGCGUUAGCGAAUGAUGAUGACAUCUUGGUUGGGAAAUUCGGGAGUUUCGUGUGGGCCGUCAUGAUGCUUUAUGACAUGGGUACAUGAGACUUGUUCUCUUUUCAUCACGGGGCUUAGGAUUGACGGCAUAGAAAGAACGGAAGGGCCCUUUUAUGAUAUGGAUGCUCUAGUCUCUGAACUUUUGAGCGAGGUAACACGCCUGCUCACCCGAAUAAAUUAUCCCCUUGUGCAUUCUCAGCCUGUUUUAGCAAUG
Molecule: messenger RNA, 969 nt
Organism: Fusarium oxysporum Fo47
Lineage: Eukaryota; Fungi; Ascomycota; Sordariomycetes; Hypocreales; Nectriaceae
Product: multiprotein-bridging factor 1
Exons: 2
Coding region: 199-657 (152 amino acids)
Cellular component (GO): nucleus
Molecular function (GO): DNA binding
Source: RefSeq, a predicted model, not a curated record